AUGAGUGAACCCUAAACCACUGCACCACUUUCAUUGAAGCACCAAAGUAAUAAAUUUAUCCUGGUGGGUGAAGGGCUCAAGAGAGAGACAUCAGUGCUGCUUUUGCAUUGUUUAAAUAGACUCUUCGUUUUCUACGUCCAUAUCCUUUACGACUCGAGAAACAGAAUGUGAAUCGUCAUGCCAAAGUACUUCUGUAUUGUAUUAUCUAGAACUGCGUCCAUUUAUAUUCUUGAAUGCAGCAUUCAACUGGUUCACCAAUGAUAUAAAUUCUCGUCUUUCCUUCCAAAGUCGAUAAUUGCACACUAAAUGUUCGAUAAAAUUACCUAAUGAGAAUGGAUGCAAGGAGCAGUAACAAAAGAAGUAUAAGCAAGUUACCGGAUGCAAUUCUUCAACGCAUACUCUCUUUCCUCCCAACGAAAGAUGCUGUGAAAACAAGCGUUCUUUCGAGAAGAUGGGAAUAUCUCUGGACAUCAAUUCCCAAUCUCGAAUUUAUAGGAGGAGCUAGUGACAACUUUACAGCCUUCGUGGAUAGAGUGAUUGCACUUCAUGUCUCUGAUAUAAAAAAAUGUUGGCUUGAAUGUUAUAAGAGUGGUGAUGAACCUUGCAUUAAAAGGUUGAUAGCUGCUGUAGUAAGGCGUAACGUUGAAGAGCUACACAUUGACACCGAAGACCCAAAAGGACCUCUUCAAUUGCCUCAAUGCCUUUUUGUUUCUGCAUCGCUUACUAGAUUGAAUCUAAGUAUAUGUUGCACUCUCAAAUUUCCUCCUUCAAUCCGUCUCUCAAAUCUCAAAAAUUUACUUUUUGAGCAUAUCACAUUUACAGACGAUGUCUCAACUCAACAGUUCUUUUCAGGCUGCCCGGCUCUUGAGACAGUUUGUUUUUACAAAUGCAAGUGGACCAAUCUGUGUAGUGUGGUUAUCUGUGCUCCUAAGCUAUGGAGUUUGGAAGUAAUUGGAGAUAAGGGGGCCAACUUUGAAGCAUCAGAUGGUUGCGAGCUCAUGAUUUUUGCACCUUCUCUCCAUUAUUUCGAUUAUGAUGGUGAAUUCUUAAAUGACUAUUGCAUAUAUGACUCGCCAACCUUAAAUGAGGCAAAGAUUCAUUCAAGAAAAGCGUGGAAUGAACGGCCGAGAACAGUUUUCUAUCGUUUAUAUAAGCUUUUGAAGGGGAUCUCUAAUGUUAAACAACUCUCACUUUCAAGUGACACUGUCGAGGUAUUUGCUUUUCUUUCAUGUUGCAAUAAAAAUUCUUUCCAUCACUUGUCAGGAAAGUCAGAGGAUCAUAGAACUAUAGACUGUGAAGCACUAAUGAAGAUGCUUCAAUGCUCUCCGCGUCUUGAGAAUCUGUGUUUUAAAGCGGGGAUCAAACUCUCUUUGCAUUGUAAGAACUAUAAAGGGAUAUCGGAAUCUGUGACUCAAGGUUUCUUGUCGCGCCUCAAAACUGUUGAAAUUGAUGUCAGCAAAUUUGGUGGCAAUGAGAAGCUAUUUGUGGAUGCAAUAGAGAUAUUGCUCAAGAGAGCCAGUGUAUUGGACAAACUGAUAGUAUAUGUACCCAAGUACUAUGCAGCCACAGUGGGUGUGUACAAGGAGAAGCUUAAGAAAGAGCUACUUAAACUACCAAAAGCAUCAAAAUUGGUGCGCUCUGAUUAUGCCAACUUUUUGAGGAGAAGUUUCUUGAAGUAUGUUAAAGGUGUUCCUAAGCAGAAUAUGGAUAUUGGGUAUGUUGUGGUAAUGGAACUCAUGUAA
Messenger RNA from Tripterygium wilfordii, 1742 nucleotides. RefSeq names its product putative FBD-associated F-box protein At5g56700. The coding region runs from base 327 to 1742 and encodes 471 amino acids. Gene Ontology annotation, molecular function: protein binding. Lineage: Eukaryota; Viridiplantae; Streptophyta; Magnoliopsida; Celastrales; Celastraceae. The transcript is spliced from 5 exons. The record is from RefSeq and is a predicted model, not a curated record.